This is a messenger RNA of Saccharomyces paradoxus, 660 nucleotides long. It is a transcript of the gene TFS1, whose product is annotated as Tfs1p. Gene Ontology annotation, molecular function: phospholipid binding; peptidase inhibitor activity. The coding region runs from base 1 to 660 and encodes 219 amino acids. The transcript has a single exon. Gene Ontology annotation, biological process: regulation of proteolysis; regulation of Ras protein signal transduction. The record is from RefSeq and is a predicted model, not a curated record. Lineage: Eukaryota; Fungi; Ascomycota; Saccharomycetes; Saccharomycetales; Saccharomycetaceae.
AUGAAUCAAGCAAUAGAUUUCACACAAGCAAGCAUUGACUCCUACAAGAAACACGGUAUUUUAGGGGAUGUAAUCCAUGACACAAGCUUCCAACCCUCCGGGAUACUUGCCGUAGAGUACUCAUCAAGUGCCCCUGUUGCCAUGGGUAAUACGUUGCCCACUGACAAGGCGCAUUCGAAGCCUCAAUUCCAAUUCACGUUCAACAAGCAAAUGCAAAAAAACAUACCACAAGCAUCCGCGUACGUUCCUCAAGACGACGAUUUGUUCACACUGGUAAUGACUGAUCCGGACGCUCCCUCCAAGACAGAUCACAAAUGGUCCGAAUUCUGUCACCUGGUCGAAUGUGACUUGAAGCUGCUGAAUGAGGCUACUCACGAGACCUCCGGGACAACGGAAUUUUUUGCAUCAGAGUUCAAUACGAAGGGCUCUAACACACUAGUAGAAUAUAUGGGUCCCGCUCCACCUAAGGGCUCGGGUCCCCACAGGUAUGUUUUCCUGUUAUAUAAGCAACCUAAGGGCGUAGACUCAUCCAAAUUCUCGAAAAUCAAGGAUAGACCGAACUGGGGUUACGGCACCCCCGCAACCGGUGUUGACAAAUGGGCGAAAGAAAACAAGCUACAACUAGUUGCCUCUAAUUUCUUCUACGCCGAAACAAAGUAG